Molecule: messenger RNA, 1188 nt
Organism: Cyphellophora attinorum
Lineage: Eukaryota; Fungi; Ascomycota; Eurotiomycetes; Chaetothyriales; Cyphellophoraceae
Product: Alpha-1,2 mannosyltransferase KTR1
Exons: 2
Coding region: 1-1188 (395 amino acids)
Biological process (GO): protein O-linked glycosylation; protein N-linked glycosylation; cell wall mannoprotein biosynthetic process
Cellular component (GO): Golgi apparatus; membrane
Molecular function (GO): alpha-1,2-mannosyltransferase activity
Source: RefSeq, a predicted model, not a curated record
AUGCCUCUUGAGAACUUCGACGAGAAGCAUCCGGCGCGUAUCUCAAAUACGCCAGACACACCUCCUUCGUUUCACUCGCGAUCACACUCCGAGACUGAAAUCGAUUACACCUCGCGACGAACCAUGGCGGCAGGCUCCGGCAAAUACGUUCGCUAUAUUCUAUUCGCCGUCGUUUCCCUCGUCAUAUUGUAUUUUAUUUCCACGUCAUCAUUACCGACAUACACACCGCCCAUACCGCGGCCAGGCGCCGUCGGUCUGGGGGUCCACGAAGAGGAGAAACAACAGACCGCUCCAGAACCAUCAAUACCGUCUAGUGAACCAGAAAAAGCGGCCAAGGCCGAGAGCGCAAAGGUUGAGCCGACGAAUGCGCUGACUACGCCAUUCGACAAGAGCGAUCGACUCCUGCUCUCGCCUCCUGCAGCCGGAGAAAGAGUCAAUGCCACCUUUGUCACACUAGCACGGAAUUCGGAUCUGUGGGAGAUCGCACGAUCGAUCCGUCAGGUCGAGGACAGGUUCAACCGCAACUACAAUUACGACUGGGUCUUCCUCAACGACAAACCCUUCGAGCAAGAGUUCAUUAACAUAACGACAUCUCUGGUGUCCGGCAAGACACACUAUGGCGAGAUCCCGAAAGACCACUGGUCCUUCCCCGAAUGGAUCGACGAGAAGAAGGCCGCCGCAGUGCGAGAAGACAUGCGCCAGCGCAAGAUCAUCUACGGUGACAGCAUUUCAUACCGACAUAUGUGCCGGUUUGAGUCCGGUUUCUUCUUCCGCCACCCGCUUAUGAUGAACUACGAAUACUAUUGGCGUGUCGAACCAUCCGUUGAGUUGUUCUGCGAUGUCCAUUACGACCCUUUUCGCUUCAUGAAGGACAACAAGAAGAAAUACAGCUUCGUCCUCAGCCUGUACGAGUACGUCGAGACCAUCCCCACCUUGUGGGAGUCGACCAAGAAAUACAUCAAGAAGCAUCCCGAGCAUAUCUCCAAGGACAACUCCAUGAAGUUCCUGUCCGAUGACGGCGGUGACACCUACAACAAAUGCCACUUCUGGUCAAAUUUCGAGAUCGGCUCACUGGAAUGGCUUCGAAGCAAAGCCUACAUCGACUACUUCGAGUCUCUCGACAAGGACGGCGGCUUCUUCUACGAGCGUUGGGGCGACGCACCAGUCCACUCCAUCGCCGCAGCCUGA